AUGGAGAACAUAUCGCUAGUUUAUUUUUCAAACGUAAUAGGUUCCGUGAACAAGACCGGAGUUAAGGAAUUUAUUCUGGUGGCCUUUUCCGACAUCCAGGAGCUUGAGAUGUUAUUAUUUAUAGUUUUUCUUAUGGCGUAUGUUUUAUGUGUAAUGGGGAACAUAGUGAUUCUUGCCCUCGUUAGCAUUGAACCUUCACUUAAGACCCCAAUGUAUUUUUUCAUUGGCACGCUUUCUGCUUUAGAGAUUAUAUUAGUUUCUGUAACCGUUCCAAAACUCUUAGCCAACCUCAUUGCAGCUGACAACCGGAUCUCGAUAACCGGGUGCUUUGGACAACUCUAUGCCUUCAAUGCCUUGGGAGUAACAGAAUGUUACCUUCUCGCAGUCAUGAGCUUUGACAGGGACUUAGCUAUUAACAAUCCUUUACAUUAUAUGGUUAUUAUGAGCAAAACAUUUUAUACUAAGCUGGCGAUUUUACCCUGGGUUAUUGGCCUGGUCAUAGCUUUCUUUCCAACAGUCUUCACCGCUAGGUUGGAAUUCUGUGGUCCCAACACGAUCAACCAUUUCUUCUGCGACUUGGCCCCACUACAGAAUUUGGCUUGUUCCGACCCCUUCAUCAGUAAUGUAGUAACAAGCACAGCGGCGAUUUUUGCCACUGUCAUACCAUUCUUUACCAUUAUGGGAUUUUACAUUCAUAUUAUUGCCACCAUCUCGAAGAUUAAAAGCUUUGGCGGGAAACAGAAAGCUUUCUCUACCUGUUCUUCCCAUCUCAUAGUAGCCAGCAUGUUCUUCGGCACAGCCAUUAUUGUGUACGUGAGGCCAAAGGGAAGCAAAUAUGAUAAAUUCCUUGCCCUUAUGUACACAGUUUUCACUCCACUGCUAAACCCUUUCAUUUAUACACUAAGAAACAAGACUGUAAUGGUCGCUCUUAGAAAAUCAAGAUCAUUGAAGGACUGA
Messenger RNA from Spea bombifrons (plains spadefoot toad), 957 nucleotides. Its product is annotated as olfactory receptor 10AG1-like. The coding region runs from base 1 to 957 and encodes 318 amino acids. The transcript has 2 exons. Gene Ontology annotation, biological process: G protein-coupled receptor signaling pathway. The record is from RefSeq and is a predicted model, not a curated record. Lineage: Eukaryota; Metazoa; Chordata; Amphibia; Anura; Pelobatidae. Gene Ontology annotation, molecular function: olfactory receptor activity; G protein-coupled receptor activity. Gene Ontology annotation, cellular component: membrane.